Psylliodes chrysocephalus is the source of this 2268-nucleotide messenger RNA. Lineage: Eukaryota; Metazoa; Arthropoda; Insecta; Coleoptera; Chrysomelidae. The record is from the annotation of a GenBank genome assembly.
AUGAGCGACAGCCCAAGAACCUUGAGCAAUGAAGCUAUGGAGAAAAUUAUCGGAAAUAUGACUGCGGAAAUGCAAAAUAUCGAUGGUCAAUAUGUUCCUUUAGGCUUCACUCCACCACCAGCGACUACAGAGCCCUUAAACUGGAGUCAGCAUCCACAACCCAGUUUUAUUAAUCGAUUUUCGCCUAAUUUGGAGCAAUUUCCACAGCAGCCUUUUAAUUAUUUGCCCCAAACUCCCCAGAUGUUCGAGCCAAAUGGGUAUAAAAAGAACUUAUCUGACUAUGAUCUCUAUAAAAUGCAAAACGGCAAUCCAGAUUUGGGACUCUUUGAUACCGAAUAUUCCUAUAUGCCUCAAAUAAUGAACCCCGUUCCUGAUCACCCAUUACUUCAUCAUGAUUCUGUCCCAGUUUCCAAUCCCACACAAUUGAUAGACUUAGUUGGAAACUGGAUGGUUCCAAAUAACAGUGGUACCUAUACUCCCUUUGGUACUUCUGAAUAUAAGCCAAAUGUUUUUGAUUUACCCUCUGAUCUCAACAACGGUACAAAUUUGAAUAUGAAAGAAGAUAAUCUGUUUAAAAGUGACCAAUUGGAUGAUGUACAAUUUCAGUUUAAUAGGGAUACUCGCAAACCUAGGAUGGUUGCUGAGGUUAAACCUAUGAGACCUAGUUAUUCUGAUGUUUUGACUAAGCCUGUAGCUCAGACUGUAACUAAAUCAUUGAAAAAUGAAGCUAAGGAGAAUAAGUUAAAAAAGGAAAGUAAAAAAAAUAAUAAAAAUGAGAAGAAUCAGAAAGUUAAUGGUCCUUUAGGGAAGAGUACUGUUAAUAAUGAUAUUAAGGAUGUAUCUGCUGAUAAAAAUAGCCAGACUAAGCAAGACAAGAAAACUGCCAAAGGUAAUAAUAUGAACAGGAAAUGGGCUUCUCUUGAAAACAUCUCUGACACUCAAAUAAAAGUUGAAGAAACCAAGAAAAAGAAAAAUGAUGAUAAAAAUACAAAUCAAAAAUGUUCAAAGAAAUACAGCAAGCUUGUUAAUGAAAUGAGUGUUGAGGAAAACAUUUCAAAAUGUGAUGGAAUUAAUUUAUGCAAAAAUUUAAAAAAGACGACCAAGCCAAUAGUCAGACCAAAAGCUAAUGACUCAUUUGGUAGUAACGAUAGGCCUCCUGGCAAGAGAAUACAGAGGUCUAGGAAAAAGGAAAACCAUGUCCCAUUUGGAGUUUUUGGACAAAAAUUGAAACAUUAUACCAAAGGUUGGUGGAAAAUUUUUACAGUUUUCCUACUGUGGUUGUUCCAUUUGAUCUCAGAUAUUUGCCAACUGAGUUUACAUAUUAGUCGUGAUAUGGCUUUAAUUUCUUGGGCAUGGAUCUGUCUUCAUUGGACCAUAGUUUUGACUGCCUCGACUAACUUCUUAAUGAAAAUUCGCUUCUUCAAAUGGCUCCAUGACAAGUUCAAAGGCAGGAAAAAGUCGGAAAGUACAGAUGAUACGCCCCAUUUCACACAUAGUGGCCUUCAGAACAACAUUAACAUGCCUACGACCGGCGACGAGGCAAUGAAAAGAUUGCUGGCUUGUAAAGGAAAAGAUCCAUAUAGCAUACUGGGGGUAGCGCCCACUUGUACUGAUGACGAUAUUAAAAGGUAUUAUAAAAGACAGGCUUUUUUGGUACAUCCUGAUAAAAAUAAUCAACCAGGUGCCGAAGAAGCUUUUAAAAUUUUAGUUCACGCUUUCGACAUGAUUGGGGAACCAGAAAGACGAGCAGCUUAUGAUAGAGGUGUUGUAGAAUCUGCGCAGGUGGUACAAGCGUGGAGCGAGCUGACUGAACUUCUGCAACAACUUCAGCAAAAAGUUGAAGCAGCAGCCAACACCAUCCGCUGCAGUUCUUGCGGUCUGAGGCACAAGCGCGUUAAAGUUGACAGACCAAGUUACGCAGCGCGUAACUGCAACAUGUGCAAAAUUCACCAUUCGGCGCGAGAAGGUGAUAUUUGGGCCGAGGCCAAAGUCAUGGGCUUCCUGUGGCAUUAUUAUGCAUGCAUGGAAGGGGCAGUAUAUGACAUAACUGAAUGGGCUGGCUGUCAAAAGGAUAAUCUUAAGCACCUUCGACCUGAUUCUCACCAUGUACAAUAUAGGAUAGCGCUUGGAAAACAGAACCAGCCGAGAAGGCAUACACCCGCUGCUCAGACCGAUAGACCUGAUUUGGAAAAUCUGUUAAAUACUCUCUAUGGACAAAAUGAUGGGACUCAAAGUACCCGUCGUAGGAAUAAGAAAAGCAACAAAUAA